AUGUCGAACUAAAUCACGGAAGUGUUUUUUGUUAGUAAAUUGACUAUUUUAUACAAAUUCAACAGCAAUUAUGUCGGCACCGCCACGUGAAACUAUCCAGAAACAGAUCCAGCAGGAUUGGGCUAACAGAGAAUAUAUCGAAGUGAUAACAGGAAGCAUUAAAAAGAUCACCGACUUUCUGAACUCAUUUGACAUGUCCUGCAGAUCCCGGCUAGCGACCCUCAAUGAGAAACUGACAUCCUUGGAAAGAAAAAUUGACUACUUGGAAGCUUGUCAGGAAUCAAAUAUGCAACCCCUGGCCACUGUCCCAGGUCACAAAAGGCGAAACACUAACAUAAUCCUGAACUCUCCUGUACAAUGAUGCAUCUAAUCCCAGUAAUUUAAAGUAGACAAGAUAAGUAUAAUCUAGGUUUUAAUAUAUAAAUUAAUGUAAGACUUAUAUUUAAGUUUUAGAUGUUUAUUUAAACAUAACUUGAUUUAUCUUUAAUGCAUUUAUCAUGUAUAAGUUGGUAUUUUUUACAAUAUAAUUUUAACUGUCGGUA
Messenger RNA from Plutella xylostella (diamondback moth), 542 nucleotides. It is a transcript of the gene HSPC300, whose product is annotated as hematopoietic stem/progenitor cell protein 300. The record is from RefSeq and is a predicted model, not a curated record. NCBI's taxonomy places the organism in Eukaryota, Metazoa, Arthropoda, Insecta, Lepidoptera, Plutellidae. Gene Ontology annotation, cellular component: SCAR complex. Gene Ontology annotation, molecular function: protein-containing complex binding. Gene Ontology annotation, biological process: regulation of actin polymerization or depolymerization; actin filament organization; cell motility.